AUUUCACUCAUGAUGGAGUUGGGUUUGAGUAGAAGCAUGUGCUCAAUUCUCUUUGUAUUUCUGUUUGUGGGUUUAUCUUCUUCUGCUUUCAUUGCAGAUGAUGUGUUUGGAUCUCAUGGAGGCAGAAACCUUGGUCAAGCUAAGAAGGAUUGCCCUGUGGACUUCAAGUCUCUGGAUUUCACCAUCCUUACAAGCCAAUGCAAAGGACCGAAGUUCGCACCCGCUAGCUGUUGUAAGGCUUUUAAGGAAUACGCUUGCCCUUAUGCCGACGCAAUCAACGACCCAACAACAGAUUGCGCUGCAGUCUUGUUCAACUACAUUUGGCGAGUAGGACAUUACCCUCCUGGUGUUUUUCGAGCCCAGUGUCACAAAGGUGACAAAGUAAUCUCAUGCCCACCCUAGCCAUUAGAAAACUCAAACGCCGGCACCAGCCAUGUUUUGGAAAACAAUAUAUCUAUUUGCAAAAUAAUAUUAUUCUUCUGACAUAAUAUAGAUGAUAAUCUACCCCUUUUA
Messenger RNA from Mangifera indica (mango), 513 nucleotides. RefSeq names its product GPI-anchored protein LLG1-like. The record is from RefSeq and is a predicted model, not a curated record. Lineage: Eukaryota; Viridiplantae; Streptophyta; Magnoliopsida; Sapindales; Anacardiaceae. The coding region runs from base 10 to 402 and encodes 130 amino acids. The transcript has 3 exons.